AUGGACUUACACAAAGUCUUGGAGUUUCCCAGCCAGUCCCACUGUUUCCCAUCCCCCCCCUCCCCCCCCGACCCCCCCUGCACCGGGCAACGACUUUCGGCGGAGGCUGCGGGUCCCGGGGGCGCCUUGCAGCGGGCACCGACACCUCGGGGCUGCCCCCCCGCUGCCGGCAUCUGCCCCGGGACGAGGAGGAAGAGCCCAAGGGGGGAAGGGGUGGGGGGGAAAUUCCCGGCCCGCAGCAUCCCGGCACGGCCCCGACCGGGCUCUGCUCGGCCCCGGGCUGCGGCGGGGAGGAGCCAGCACCGGCACCGGCACCGCGCCGGGUCCUGCGGCAGCACCGCUCCGGCACCGCUCCGCUUCCAGCACCGGCACCGCUCCGGCUCUGGCACCGGCACCGCUCCAGUUCCGGCACCGGCAUCGGUACCGAGCCCGCUCCACUUCCAACACCGCCAGCGGGCACCACUCCGGUUCCAACACCGGCACCGCUGCGGCUCCGGCACCGACCCCGCUCCAGAUCCCAGCACUGACCCCGCUCCGGUUCCAGCACCGCCACCGGCACCGCUCCGGCCCCGGUACCGCUCCGGCCCCGGUACCGCUCCGGAUCCCAGCACCGCUCCGGAUCCCAGCACCGCUCCCGUUCCCACCACCGGCCCCGUCUCCGGUCCCAGCCCCGGCCCCGUCUCCGGUCCCAGCCCCGGCCCCGCUCCCAGCCCGGCCCCGCAGCGCCGCCCCCGCUCGGCCCCGGCCCCGGCGAGGCGGCGGAGGAAGGAGGAAGGAGGCAGCGCUGCCGCGGCCCGGGCUCUGCCACCCCUCAGGGCACGAGGUAAAAUGAACAAGAUGAAAAACUUCAAGCGGAGGUUCUCGCUCUCGGUUCCUCGGACGGAGACCAUCGAGGAGUCGCUGACGGAGUUCACAGAGCAGUUCAACCAGCUCAACAACCAGAGGAAUGAAGACCUGGCUCAAGGGCACCUGCAGCUGGAGCACCUGGGCAGGGACUUCCGAGCCGACACGGCCCCCAUCUCCCCCUCCGAGGUGGAAGGCCAGUCCCCGAUGGCCGUGCGCUACCGCAACAACAACCAGCGCCGCUUCUCCAUGGAGGAUGUCAGCAAGCGCCUUUCCCUGCCCAUGGACAUCCGCCUGCCCCCCGAGUUCUUGCAGAAGCUGCAGAUGGAGAGCCCGGAGUUCCCCAAGCCCCUCAGCAGGAUGUCCCGGCGGGCUUCCCUCUCGGAUAUCGGGUUCGGGAAGCUGGAGACCUAUGUUAAACUGGACAAACUGGGAGAGGGCACUUACGCCACCGUCUUCAAGGGGCGCAGCAAGCUGACGGAAAACCUCGUUGCGCUGAAGGAGAUCCGCCUGGAGCACGAGGAAGGGGCACCUUGCACGGCCAUCCGGGAAGUGUCACUGCUUAAGAACCUCAAGCACGCCAACAUCGUCACCCUGCACGACAUCAUCCACACGGAGCGCUCCCUCACCCUCGUCUUCGAGUACCUGGACAAUGACCUCAAACAGUACCUUGAUAACUGCGGGAACCUGAUGAACGUGCACAAUGUGAAGAUCUUCAUGUUCCAGCUGCUGCGGGGCCUGGCCUACUGCCACGGGAGGAAGAUCCUGCACCGAGACCUCAAGCCCCAGAACCUGCUCAUCAACGAGAGGGGAGAGCUCAAGCUGGCUGACUUCGGUCUGGCCAGAGCCAAGUCGGUCCCCACCAAAACCUACUCCAAUGAGGUGGUCACGCUGUGGUACCGGCCCCCUGACGUCCUGCUGGGCUCCACAGAGUACUCCACGCCCAUCGACAUGUGGGGUGUUGGCUGCAUCCACUACGAGAUGGUCACCGGCCGGCCCAUGUUCCCCGGCUCCACGGUGAAGGAAGAGCUGCACUUGAUCUUCAGGCUGCUGGGAACCCCAACGGAAGACACGUGGCCGGGAAUAACAUCCAACGAGGAGUUUAAGGCUUACAACUUCACGCAGUACCGAGCUCAGCCGCUAAUAAAUCACGCCCCAAGGCUGGAAUCAGAAGGCAUUGACUUGCUGAUGAACCUCCUUCUGUACGAAGCCAAGAGCCGGAUUUCGGCGGAGGCAGCCCUGCGGCACCCUUACUUCAAGAGCCUGGGCGAGCGGGUGCACCUCCUGCCCGACAAUGUCUCCAUCUUCUCCCUGAAGGAGAUCCAGCUUCAGAAGGACCCUGGCUACCGAGGCUCAGCCUUUCAGCAGUCAGCCCGAGGGAAGAACAGGCGGCAGAGCAUAUUUUAAACCCGGACCUCGUGUUCCCCUUGUCACCAUGGAGAUCAGAGCACUGAGAAAGGAGACGGCAACACGCUCCCACCCGUCCCACCGCAGCACUGCCGACCCCAGCAGGACGAUGCUGAUGAAGCGCCCUUGGCCGCAGGCUCUCCCCACCUGUCCCCACAGCCCCCAGCAGCUGCUGUUGGUGGACCUGUGGCCUUUUCCCCCACUUGUUCUCACGUUGCCCCUGCCAGACGCGAGCUGCCACCCUCCCCGCUGGUGCUGCAGUGAGCAGCUGCCCUGGCAUUGCCCAGGAUCGUGCCCUGCCCUGGGGGAGCCGCUCGCUGCCCGCGGGGCUGAGCUGGGCACGGGGAGGUUUGGUGAGCAGAGGGUGGUAUCCGUGAAGCUGCAUCACGUUUGGCCCAGGCAGGCAUUUGUGAAGAUGUACCUUUGCUCAGACAACCUGCUCUGCAACCCCGGGUGCCAGAGAGACUGCAGCUGAAGCAUGAGCCUGGGGCAGCCCCCUCCUCCUGUGCCCUUGCCUCUGCCUGCGCAACCCCUUCCUCUGCCCAUCUUCGGUACCUGGAUCCUGACAGGGGGGGAGCAGCUGGAGCAGAGGGCUUCGCGUUUUCUCCUCCAGCAUCCCCCUGUCCUUGCCACCACCACGUUCCCCACUUUGGCCCUGAGGACAGGACACCAUUCCCAGCGCCGUCUCAGGAGCGCGUCUGCCCCCGUGCCAGCGCUGAGCCCCGCGGCGGAGCCGAGCCGUGCAGCCUCGCCGCACCCAAGUGUUGCGCACACCCACCGCAGUGCUUUUCUACCCGGAGGAAGGGGGAGAGGUGCCAAACCUCCCACAGCUCAGCUGUGGGGACCAGAAAUAGACCCGGGGAGAAGCAAAUCAUCCCUCGAACCUUCAUGCCUGGCCUCGCCAUGUGUAGCCAGCACCACGUUGCAGCAGCCCUGGCUCAGGUGGCCGCUGCGGGACUGGGUGCGGAGAUGUGAGCGCACUUGGCUGGCCGAGGGCUGCUCCUGGUGCCAAACUGAGCACAUCAGGAGCCUGCCAAACCCAGCUCGAGCGAGGAAGCCCUGCUGCACCUCUUCCCUGCAGCCUGCCACCAGCCUGAAAUGUCUUCAGGUGUGCGAGCACUGCAAGAAGUCUCUUUUUAAUAGCCACGUCCCUUUCUUGGCUCUCCCGGAUGACCAGUCCUCCCACCCAUGGGUCCUCCAGCCCUUGGACACGGCUGGGACUCUGUGGUGGGUGCUGUGACUGGUGCUGGGCCCAGCGGGACGUGCCCAUGUCCUCACCUGCCACCCUGCCACGGAGGGCAGCGCUCGGGGGACACUGACUGCUGCACGCCGCAGCUUCCCCACCGAGCACUCGGAGCUCUCUUUCCUUUCCGCUCUGCCAUGUGGGAUUUCUUCUGUGAUCCUCUGCGAAUGCAAAGCGUGGGGAUAAAGGAGGAGACCCCGGGGCUUCUGGAGGCGCCUCCUCCCCGUGCCAGUGCUUGCCGCGACACCCCCUGCGCUCCCCCCAUCAGACCAAAGCUGUUAAGUCGGGUUUGUCCUAGACAAGCAUCCAGACGUCUGCAUUGUUUGAGGUUUGCCCAUCCCUGCUCGGUUCCCUUCUCGGUAUGUCCAGCAUACAGCAGGCUGAAUAGUUCAUUAAUUGGUUCCAUUUGAUAGGGAAGAGCAUGAAUAGCCAUCAGCCACCAGUGACGCAUUUCGCCCUGAUGUGAGGGCAGGGCUUUGCCUGGUUUCCUACACCCUGCUCGGGCUGCAAGGGGCUUGUCGGUAGGGAGGCUCGCAGAGGGAAAUGUAGGCUGGAGUAAGUCUCAACUCUCACGCUGUCACCUUUUCUUUCACAAAGGCAUUUAGAAGGAAGUUUCCUUGGCAUGGCAGGGAUCUGUGGUGCAGAAUUGCCAGCUCCUGCCCCGAAACUGGCUGCUCAGCUGGCGGCCAGCUCACGGACACCACGUUCCCAGUGCCCCUGCCUGCGGGUACCUGCG
Molecule: messenger RNA, 4229 nt
Organism: Oxyura jamaicensis (ruddy duck)
Lineage: Eukaryota; Metazoa; Chordata; Aves; Anseriformes; Anatidae
Gene: CDK18
Product: cyclin dependent kinase 18
Exons: 17
Coding region: 1-2250 (749 amino acids)
Biological process (GO): protein phosphorylation
Cellular component (GO): nucleus; cytoplasm
Molecular function (GO): protein kinase activity; ATP binding
Source: RefSeq, a predicted model, not a curated record